AGAGAAAAUUAAAACACAAAGGAAUUGCAGACAACUUGCAUUAUUGUUUGUAAAAGUAAAACAUAUUUUUUUUUACAAGAUUUUUAAAUAAACGGCUUCAAAAUUGGCAAAGCAAGGAAAAGUAAAAAAAUGAGUUAUAACGACAAGAACGAGUGUAUUACAAAAGAUGAGUGGAUGCUACGUUUGGAACAUCAUUUUCCAUUUAAGCAAGCAGACAUGAACCGUUUAAUAAUGAACUAUUUAGUGACAGAGGGAUUUAAAGAGGCUGCUGAAAAAUUUCAGCAUGAAGCAGGUCUGGAACCAUUGAUUGAGCUAAAUUCGCUAGAUGAUCGCAUAUUAAUUCGCGAAGCUGUCCAAAAUGGUCGUAUACAAGAAGCAACUCAUUUGGUUAACCAAUUACAUCCUGAAUUGCUUGACAAUGAUCGUUUCUUAUUCUUUCAUUUACAACAAUUACAAUUAAUUGAAUUAAUUCGUGGUGGAAAAAUCGAAGAUGCAUUGACAUUUGCUCAAACAAAGUUAUCAGAAGCGGGUGAGGACAUUCCAGACAUACUACCUGAGUUAGAACGUACGUUAGCAUUAUUGGCGUUUGAAAAACCACAAAACAGUCCUUUUGCUCAUUUAUUAGAACAAACUCACCGACAAAAGAUUGCCAGUGAAUUGAAUGCUGCAAUUCUGAAAUGUGAACACAGUGCAGAAUCAACGCCAAAGGUCAUGUUUUUACUAAAAUUAAUUUUGUGGGCUCAGUCUAAGUUGGACAGUCGUGAUGUUAACUAUCCCAAAAUGAAGGAUUUGGAAAAUGCCCUAAUCGAUCAAAAGUAAAUGAUGUAGCUGCAACUUGUUUUAAUUAAUGUUUGGAAUUCGAAAGUUUCAUUUUAAAUAAGUUAAGAAAAAUAAUCUUUUUUUAUUUCUUUAUACAAAAAAUAUUUAUUUGUUUAAUAUUAAUAGUUUAUAUAGAAAAACAAUUAUUUUAUUAAUCAUAAUAUUAUUAAAAUUUUUUAAUUUAAAACAGAAAUUAUUGAAAUAAAAAACAAUAUAUAA
This is a messenger RNA of Teleopsis dalmanni, 1038 nucleotides long. It is a transcript of the gene Hou, whose product is annotated as glucose-induced degradation protein 8 homolog. The record is from RefSeq and is a predicted model, not a curated record. The transcript is spliced from 4 exons. Gene Ontology annotation, molecular function: protein binding. NCBI's taxonomy places the organism in Eukaryota, Metazoa, Arthropoda, Insecta, Diptera, Diopsidae. The coding region runs from base 130 to 819 and encodes 229 amino acids. Gene Ontology annotation, cellular component: nucleus; cytoplasm. Gene Ontology annotation, biological process: proteasome-mediated ubiquitin-dependent protein catabolic process.